Xyrauchen texanus (razorback sucker) is the source of this 4918-nucleotide messenger RNA. RefSeq names its product adenosine deaminase RNA specific B1a (gene adarb1a). Gene Ontology annotation, molecular function: double-stranded RNA adenosine deaminase activity; tRNA-specific adenosine deaminase activity; double-stranded RNA binding. The coding region runs from base 268 to 2430 and encodes 720 amino acids. Gene Ontology annotation, biological process: adenosine to inosine editing; RNA processing. NCBI's taxonomy places the organism in Eukaryota, Metazoa, Chordata, Actinopteri, Cypriniformes, Catostomidae. The transcript has 12 exons. Gene Ontology annotation, cellular component: cytoplasm; nucleolus. The record is from RefSeq and is a predicted model, not a curated record.
CCUCAACGCUGACGGAGGAUCGUGACUCUGAGGAUACACAAUCCGUUGGUACUGGAGCAGUUUGCCAGGAGGCAGAGGUGCCACUGACAUCCGCCAGGGGGUGGAGGAGCCCGCUGCGUCCACCAGGGGGUGGAGGAGCCCGCUGCGUCCACCAGGAGGGGAAGUCCAGUGCCAUCGCCCGGCAUCAUGUAGGUUACGCAACACACUGUUUUGUGUCACCAAUAAAGACUAGUGGAGGAAAAACCUACAGGGUUCAUCAGCAAGGCAAUGAAUGAAGUAGGAGCCAGUGGGCGGCCCAGAGGGCAGCAGAAGUUCAUCAGUAUGGAUGUGGAUGAAGAAGAACACAUGAGUUCGUGUAGCAUGGAUGUUAAAGAAAACCGCAACCUGGACAACCUUUCUUCCAAGGGGAGGCUGGGAGAGGGGCCUCACUUAGCCAAUAGGAGCUCAAGGGGAUUGGGCAAGAAACGCCCUCUAGAGGAGGGCAACAAGAGUCACAGCCACUCCAAAUUCCGUCCCAAGAAGCGCAGGAAAAUGCAAGGGCCGGUCUUACCGAAAAAUGCACUGAUGCAACUUAACGAAAUUAAACCAGGACUGCAGUACAAAUUGCUGUCUCAGACGGGGCCAGUGCAUGCACCCUUGUUCAUUAUGACUGUUGAAGUUAAUGGUCAGUUGUUUGAGGGUUCUGGCCCAACGAAGAAGAAAGCCAAACUGAAUGCAGCCGAAAAAGCAUUGCGUUCUUUCGUUCAGUUCCCAAAUGCAUCUGAAGCUCACCUUGCGAUGGGACGCACGCUAACAGUCAAUGCAGACUUCACUUCAGACCAGGCGGAUUUCCCCGACACGCUAUUUAACGGAUUUGAGACGCCAGCGCCGCCUGACGACCCGUUCUACCUGAGUCUCAGCAGCAAUGGGAGGCUUUGCUCCCUUAAUAAAUGCUCAUUGCCUGUGACUCAAAAAAAUAACAAGCUGGGACACCCACCUCUUCCGCUCACCUCUGUGCUCACAGCACCCCCUGCUGGCAGUGGCAAAAACGCAGUGAUGAUCUUAAACGAGCUUCGACCAGGACUGAAAUAUGAGUUUGUGGCGGAGAGCGGUGAGAGCCACGCCAAGAACUUUGUUAUGGCGGUCACUGUGGAUACACAGACGUUCCAAGGUUUCGGGCGAAAUAAAAAGCUGGCGAAAGCAAGGGCAGCUCAAGCAGCGCUAUCGGGACUUUUUAACAUGCAACUGGACCAGACACCAUCCCGUCAGCCAAUCCCAAGGGAAGGACUGCAGCUACACCUGCCUCAGGUUCUUGCAGAUGCUGUCUCUCAUUUGGUUGUGGAGAAGUUCAGCGAGCUGACAGACAACUUUUCUUCUCCACAUGCACGACGAAAAGUCCUGGCGGGUGUUGUCAUGACAACUGGUAAGGAUGUGAAGGAUGCCCAGGUGAUCUGCGUCUCUACUGGAACCAAGUGUAUAAAUGGAGAGUACAUGAGCGAUCGGGGCCUCGCUCUUAAUGACUGCCAUGCUGAGAUAAUUGCACGCCGCUCCCUUAUCAGAUAUCUGUACAGUCAACUGGAGUACUUCCUCAGUGAUAGUAAAGAGGAAAAGGAGAAAUCCAUAUUCAGAUGGUGCAGUGAACAUGGCUACCGGUUAAAAGACGACAUUCAGUUUCAUCUGUAUAUCAGCACGUCACCCUGCGGAGACGCCCGAAUCUUUUCUCCUCAUGAGGCUGGUGCCGAGGACCAGGGUGACCGGCAUCCGAACCGAAAGGCCCGUGGACAGCUGCGAACCAAGAUCGAGUCUGGGGAAGGAACGAUACCCGUUCGUACGAGUAACACCAUUCAGACUUGGGAUGGAGUCCUGCAGGGAGAGAGACUACUGACCAUGUCAUGCAGCGAUAAGAUCGCCAGAUGGAACGUGAUCGGAGUACAGGGAUCUCUUCUGAGUUAUUUCAUGGAACCCAUCUAUUUCUCGAGUUUAAUUCUUGGCAGCCUCUACCAUGCAGACCACCUGUCCAGAGCCAUGUACCAACGCAUCACUGACAUGGAUGAUCUGCCCCAGCCAUUCACCGUCAACAGACCCCUCCUUAGUGGUAUCAGCAACACAGAAGCAAGGCAACCUGGGAAGGCUCCCAACUUUAGCGUAAACUGGACGGUUGGAGAUCAGGAGUUAGAGAUCAUCAACGCCACCACGGGGAAAGAUGACCAAGGACGAGCUUCUCACCUGUGCAAACAUGCCCUCUACAGUCGCUGGGUCUGUCUACAUGCCAAGCUCACCGAAGCGCUGAGGAUCCAGGGUUCUCGGCCAGGCUCCUACCAUGAGGCAAAGCAAGCGGCUGUGGAGUAUCAUACAGCAAAACAGACUCUAUUCAAAGCUUUCUACAAAGCGGGGCUCGGAGCGUGGGUUGAAAAACCUAUCGAACAGGACCAAUUUACCCUCACUCCCUGAGAUGCACAAAGAGAAAGAGAAAAUGUCACAAAGUUUUAAUCAAACCAUGCACAGUUCUUUUUUCCUCUUUCUUGUCACUCUUUUUCCCCUGAUAUUAUUGCAAUUCGCAUGGCUCCUUCUAUCAGUUAAAGGUGCACUCAGUAAUUAUUUUGUUUGUUGCGCAGGCCAAAAUGGCAAUUGUUUUUAGAAAUGCGAUAUUGGAUGUUAGCCAUUAACUUAUUCUGCAGUUAAAAGUGUCCAAUAAUUGGGUUGUCAUUAAGAUAAAGUGGGUAGUAUUUGACCGGUUAUAUGAUUAUGAGGCAGCCUAAUCCAUAUAGAAUAAAAUCUUUUUUAAGGCUAUUGAUAUGAUUUGAGUCUUCAUCUCAUUAGGGGUCCAUGAGCCAAAGGUGCAGGAACCCUAUUGUAUUUGAUCAGAUUUUCUUCAUAUUUUAGCCCUAAAUGUGUCUGUGAGUCAGAGACAGUAAGUUGUAGACAUUCCAAAAUUGGCAGGAUGGUUCCAAAUCCCCCCCACAACUCAGGCGUACAGACACACAUCCUUCAGACCUUAGGUGGCACUAUUGCGAACAAAACAAACAAAAAUCACAUUUUGGGCCAUAAAUCUUGAACCGUAAGGGCUAGAAACAAAAUAAUAAUAAUUCCUCUGAUUCCUUGCAUCAUGCUGAAGAGUUUUAUCCCUUGACUGAAUUUUGCUCCACCCAUUCGAUUUCCUGCUAUUUUGGAUUGUUUGAAAAAAAUUCUUAACAAACUCAUCCUAGGCCAUUUGUCCAUUUGCAAAAUGAUUCAGCAGAGUCACAAUAUGAAACGUUAUCAAAGGACUUUUGAAAUUUAUCGUCAAACGGUAUGCAAAAAUGUUUGUAGUGGGCAUGUCCAUUUUACUAAAACGGUUAUAACUUUUCAACGGAUUGAGGUAUCACCAAAUUUGGGAAACGUAUAAAAAUAUUGCACACCUUUUCCUCUUGGUGGCGCUAAUACAUUUAAAUACAUCUUUAAAAACAUGACCGCCAUCAACCAAUCAGCUUUCAGCAGCUUUUAUGUAGGGUUAAAUAAGGCUGAUUGGAACUAAACUUGGGAAGCAUAUUUAUCUAUUGGCCCAAGAGGUUUGUGCAAAAUUUGACAUAAAUUGGCCGACUGGAGGUGCUAUUGUGUUUUACAUGCUUGUAAAUUGUUGUGUAUGCGCAUGUGUUUAAAAAAGAAACAUGUUAUACAGACCAUGCUGUAAACCUCCUCAUUCUAAACAACUUUGCCUAAAGCACCAUUGGUUUGAACAAAACGUUCAAUAAAUACAUGAGAUUAUUUUAAAAGAUUACUUUUUCAAACUAUUUGUAGGCCAUUUGCCCGAUUGUAUGCAAAUAGUAUGCACCUCUACCUCUUGGUGGUGCUAUAAUGGUUAAAAACAAAUAUGGCUCUAACUAUGGAACCGUUGGUCCAGUCGACUGUUUAUUUGUCCAAGGUGUCAUCAAGGUCUAUGAGGACAGUCGAAUUUUUGAAAAAAUUUUCGAAAAUUGCCGCUUGUGGCUAUAUUUUUAAAUAUGUUUUUAAAAAGUACAAUUAUAUUAAAACAUUUUUAAUGAGGGGAAAAAUACUGAGUGCACUUUUAAAAACAUGGUUGCAUUUAAAGCUCUUUAUAUUUGGAAUGAAUAUUUCGUCUCAGGUUUCCACUUCAUUGUAAAUUCAGUAUGGGUAGUUGGUUUCCUGUUUAAAUGUUCUAAUAUUUGUCAUCAGAUUUCUCGUUUAAUGUUACAAAUGUCAUGCCAUUUCACUGCAAAACAAUAAAAAGACGUAUGGCACCAACCGCUAUCUAUAGAAAACCAGAUUUAUCAGCUAGCCACUGUGGAAAGAUUUAUUUCUUAAACGGUGAGAUGGGAAUUUGAUAGUCAGAUGUUUAUGAAUGAUUGUAAAUAAGUAAUUUGUGUAAAAUUACUGUUUUAAAGAUUGACUCUUCAUUAAACUAUUAAUUUGAAAGGAGAUAAACAUUCGACACUAUACAGCACUUGAGAAUAUAAUAUAAACCCUAUAGAAUCAUGUUUGCAGCAUUUAGGAGACACUGUUAUGGUCCUAAAACCAUUGCCUUUAUCGAAGUGGUUUUCCCUGAUACUUUCAUACUGUUUGAAAUUGACUUGUUACUUAUUACCUUUAAGCUACUGCACUGAUCCUUUAAAGGUGUUCUGUUUUAGUUUUGGGUAGUUUUCUUAUUUGGGUAAUAUUUCUCUCUCGGCUCAGCAGGAGUUCUGGAAUAAACUCAAGAACUCAACCUGUUACGAUGUUGAAACAACUUUUUCUUGUAAAUUCCCAUGGAGCCACUGUGUUUUGCAAUUCAGGAUGCUCUACUUAUUGUCUGAACUAGGGGUCCCCAAUGGAUCCCUUAUGUUUGAUUUGGUUCAGUCACGCCUGAAUCAGAACUUCCUUUAAACUCUGCAUCCAAACAAGACAAAGACUCAAACACUGCAUGAGUUUUGGCAUGAAAAUACAAUAAAGAAAAGAAAAACUC